AUGAAGGACCAGGACGCCGUAAAGCUGUUCGUUGGUCAAAUUCCCAGGAACUUAGAGGAAAAAGAUCUUAGACCGAUUUUUGACGAAUACGGUCAAAUCUACGAACUGACUGUGCUUAAGGAUCGGUUUACCGGCAUGCAUAAAGGCUGUGCAUUCCUGACUUACUGUAAUCGUGAUAGCGCGGUCAAAGCCCAGCAAGCACUCCAUGAACAGAAAACGUUACCUGGGAUGAAUCGCCCAAUUCAGGUCAAACCAGCAGACAGCGAAAGUCGAGCAGAAGACAGGAAGUUGUUUGUGGGCAUGCUCAGUAAGCAGCAGUCAGAAGAAGAUGUACGAGAAUUAUUUCACCCAUACGGAACCAUCGAGGAGUGUACCAUUCUCCGGGACCAAAAUGGUAACAGUAAAGGUUGUGCAUUUGUGAAGUUUUCAAACCACACUGAGGCACAGGGAGCCAUUAAUGCUCUACAUGGAAGCCAGACCAUGCCGGGCGCCUCCUCAAGCCUAGUGGUCAAGUUUGCCGACACGGAGAAGGAAAGACAACUCCGGCGCAUGCAGCAGAUGGCUGGCCCUCUAGGCCUCCUCAAUCCAAUGGCUCUCUCUCAGUUUGGUGCUUUUGGGGCCUACGCUCAGCACGUUCCAAGCGGCAAACUGGUCCUUACUCGGGAACGGAAAAUCGCCAAAUUGCAAAUGAGCUCACUGGACCCUUACGCUGGCUCUCCUUACGCUGCUCGGCAGCAGGCCAUGCAGCAGCAGGCUGCUCUCAUGGCGGCUGCGGCUGCACAAGGUGGUUAUCUGACCGCGAGUCCAGUGGCAGCCCUGGCCGCUCAUGCGCAGCAGGUGAAUGCCCUGGCUGCUGCAAACGGAAUCUCCACGGCAACCUUGACACCCACGACGGGAACGCUUCACAACGCCACCACAGGGACGACGCCUAUAAACGGCGCACCACCUAACGUGCUCUCACCGACCAUGGCCAGUUUCCCGGUCCCGCAGACCAACGGACAAGCCCCCGAGGUCUACACCAAUGGCAUUCCACAUUACCCAGUGCUCCUUUCAGCUCCGACUGUAGCGAGCGGUGACCCGCUUCAGCAGGCCUACACAGGGGUCCAACCCUAUGCGGGAAUAGCCACAUACCCUGCUGCCUACGGUCAGUUCCAGCAAGCUCUUGCCCAACAUGCCACCAUUGUCCCUGCUACUCAGAAAGAGGGACCAGAAGGCUGUAACCUAUUUAUUUACCACCUGCCCCAGGAGUUUGGUGACGCUGAGCUUGCCCAGAUGUUCAUGCCCUUCGGCAACGUCAUCAGCGCCAAGGUGUACGUGGAUAGAGCUACCAACCAAAGUAAAUGCUUCGGGUUCGUCAGUUUUGACAAUCCAGCUAGUGCUCAGGCGGCAAUCCAGGCCAUGAACGGUUUCCAGAUCGGCAUGAAGAGGCUCAAAGUUCAGCUCAAACGCCCAAAGGAUGCCAACCGACCUUAUUAACCAAUCAGCUUACUAGAUGACCAGCGGACAUUGUCAGGUACACAAUCUGGACAAAUAUGCCCGUACCCUCUGCCAAAAAAAAACAACAAAACACAUGAAACAACAGCAAAUCAUCAUGGUGACGAUCCAAAGAGGGGUUUGGAUGUCGACGAAGACAAAAGCUCUCCAGUCUCACUCAAACUCUAAAUGUACCUUUAAUUAUCUGACAGACUUUGUGUCGGAACCUAUUUAUUGUUCACCCAUCAGCGCGUUGCGUGCUUUUUGGACAAUUGCCCACCGAGGUCACAACUGGAGAGGCGUUGUUCGACGUUAAGAAAAGUAACAUUGGAUGAGUCAUGGAGGUUCUCCCUCUAUAUGGUGUGUAAGCGACUAUCUGGUGUGGAUCCAGCGAGCUGCUGUCCAUUCACACGCACUUUUACCAGACAAAAUCUGGCAUCAACGUGGUAACGCAGUGUAAAUAGAGCUAUCUUAGUUAUUUAAUCUAGACCAUGUUGUACAGUGCUAGUCACCGAGAGGCCCAUGGCUGGUGCCUCUCACCCAAUCACUGAUAUCGGGUUAAAAAUCGUGACCCUUGACCUUUGACCUCUCUAAGUGUGCCAAACACAAAAACCUGGCAC
Liolophura sinensis is the source of this 2093-nucleotide messenger RNA. Its product is annotated as CUGBP Elav-like family member 4. Gene Ontology annotation, molecular function: RNA binding. Gene Ontology annotation, cellular component: ribonucleoprotein complex. The transcript is spliced from 14 exons. The coding region runs from base 1 to 1476 and encodes 491 amino acids. Lineage: Eukaryota; Metazoa; Mollusca; Polyplacophora; Chitonida; Chitonidae. The record is from RefSeq and is a predicted model, not a curated record.